CAAAAAGAGAAGAAGGAAUAAAGAAGAAAAAAAAAAAAAAACAAAAUCCAUUAAAAAAAUUAAGAAAACAAAUAAUGGAGGGUUUUCGUAUAACAAAUGGGUUGUUUUUUAUAGUGCUAGUGGUUAUGGCCACCGUAGCAGCACACCCGGUACCAAUUGUUGAUAAAGCAAAAGAUGCAGCUACAGCAGUUGGCGAUAAAGCAAAAGAUGCAGCUACGGCAGUUGGCGCUAAAGUAGCUGGAGCAGUACCUGGAGCGGUACCUGGUGGACCAAAAGCAAGUUGCGAUGUUAAAAUAUUAGGAGCCAAAGCAGAUGGGAAAACUGAUGAUUGUGCCGCUUUUUCAAAAGCAUGGACAGAUGUGUGUGCAGCAGGGGGGACACUGGUAGUGCCAAAAGGUGAAUAUUUGGUAGGGAAAUUAGCACUCAAAGGUCCAUGCAAAGGUCCAGUCACUUUGGAAUUGAAUGGCAAUCUAAAGGCUCCAGCUACGGUCGCGGCAAAUGAACCUCAUGCGGGAUGGAUUGAAAUUGACAAUGUUUGUGAUUUCACGUUGAAUGGGAACAAUGCUAUUCUUGAUGGUCAAGGUGCCCUCGCUUGGAAGGUCAAUGACUGCGCCAAAACUGGCAAAUGCAACUCUCUCCCCAUCAACAUCCGAUUAACGGGUCUAACAAACUCGAAAAUUAUGGGCAUUACAUCCACAAACAGCAAACUUUUCCACAUGAACAUCAUCAACUGCAAGAACUUAACUCUUGAGAAUAUUGGCAUUGAUGCACCUGCAGAGAGUCUCAACACCGAUGGUAUCCACAUCGGAAGGUCUAACGGUGUUAACUUGAUAGGGGCAAAGAUUAGAACUGGAGAUGACUGUGUUUCCAUUGGAGAUGGUACCGAAAAUCUCCUUAUUGAGAACGUCGUAUGUGGACCAGGACAUGGUAUUUCCAUUGGAAGUCUUGGAUUGUACCCUAAUGAGCAACCAGUGAGAGGAGUCACCGUGAGGAAAUGCACUAUCAAGAACACUGACAAUGGAGUUCGCAUCAAGACAUGGCCUGGGUCUCCCCCUGGUAUUGCCUCCAACAUUAUUUUCGAAGAUAUCACAAUGGACAAUGUUAGCACCCCCGUUCUCAUCGACCAAGAGUAUUGUCCACAUGGAAAAUGCAAAGCUGGGGUACCAUCUCAAGUAAAAUUGUCGGACGUGACCAUCAAGAACAUUAAGGGCACAUCAGCAACAAAGGUUGCUGUGAAACUAAUGUGCAGCAAAGGAUGCCCUUGCACCAACAUUGCCCUCUCUGACAUCAACUUGGUCCACAAUGGUAAAGAAGGACCAGCUGUCUCGGCCUGUUCUAACAUUAAGCCUGUUAUCACAGGAAAGUUGAUUCCAGAAGCUUGCACUGAAGUCGCUACACCAGGUCCUUAAAUUAUAGUCGCUUGUCCACCAUACAUCCACCCAAUCUGGUGAUCAGUUAGGGUGCGAUGAAGAAGUAUUGCAAUAUUUUGAUGAUACUUUUUUAACGUAUAAAUAAUAUAUAUGGUAUUACUAGAUAAUAGUCCCUUGAUGGUUGGAGUUUAUGCUCUGAAGAGUGGCUCAUGAUUGGAUAAUAAAAUUUUUGUGAUUCAUAAUAUGCGAGUAUUUGAAUUUAUAUUUAAUAAAUAAUAAUAAAUUUUAAAUCUUAA
Molecule: messenger RNA, 1666 nt
Organism: Camelina sativa (false flax)
Lineage: Eukaryota; Viridiplantae; Streptophyta; Magnoliopsida; Brassicales; Brassicaceae
Product: exopolygalacturonase-like
Biological process (GO): carbohydrate metabolic process
Molecular function (GO): polygalacturonase activity
Source: RefSeq, a predicted model, not a curated record